AUGGUCGCACACAGACCUGCCCAGGCUCCGUCAGGGCAUGGUCGGAGCGCAGAGCUGGAGGAAGCAUUCAGGGAAGGACUUAUUGCCAGUCUGAUUGGCGUAGAGGGAGGACACGCCAUUCAGAACUCCCUGGGCGUCCUGCGAGCACUCAGAGACCUCGGAGUGAGAUAUCUCACUCUCACACACACCUGCAGUACUCCGUGGGCAGAGUGUGCCAGGGCCAGGGAGACAGACAUGGAAGACCCUGAGUCACCACGGGGUCUAACACACUUCGGCAAGACGGUGGUGAGGGAGAUGAACCGGCUGGGACUGCUGGUGGACCUGUCCCACGUGUCCCAGGCUACCAUGAAGGCGGCCCUGGAGGUGUCCAGGGCCCCUGUUAUCUUCAGUCACUCCUCCGUGUACGCUAUCUGCAAGAACCCCAGGAACGUCCCCGACGAUAUUCUGAAGAAGGUGGCCAUCAACGGUGGUGUAGUGAUGGUCAGUUUCUACACUCACUUUCUUACCUGUAGUGAGACAGCAACUAUUAAAGAUGUGGUGGACCACAUCAACCAUGUGAGGAACAUUGCUGGAGUAGAACAUGUGGGCAUUGGUGCAGACUUUGAUGGUGUUAACAAGCUGCCUGAAGGACUUCAGGAUGUGUCUCGCUAUCCACAUCUCUUCGCGGAGCUCCUGGCGGAUCCAACCUGGUCCUUAGAGGAUCUAAAGAUGUUGGCAGGACACAACCUCCUUAGAGUCCUCAGAGACGUCGAGAAGGUACGACUAACAAUGAACCAACAAGGGGUCGUGGCCCUGGAAGAAGAGGUACCAGUCAACCAGCUAACAACCACCAACAACUGCUCCUACAAAUUCAUCAAGCAACCCGAGGACAACUAGCACCAUGCAACCUACCACCACCAACAGUCCGACAAACACACCACCACCAGGUCUCACAACUUCUCACUCGUCACAUCAGUAAAAAAAAAUAAUUAUUUUUCAAAAUUUUUGUUAUUAAUUUUAAUAGAAGCUUUG
This is a messenger RNA of Cherax quadricarinatus, 1011 nucleotides long. NCBI's taxonomy places the organism in Eukaryota, Metazoa, Arthropoda, Malacostraca, Decapoda, Parastacidae. The record is from RefSeq and is a predicted model, not a curated record.